CUCAAAUGUGAAUUGCCUUCUCACAUCUUUACAUGUAGCUGAAAAAUACUGAAGCCUACUGGGUAACAAGAGCAGGCAGAUAAGACGUAGAGCAAAGAAAAAUCACCUUAUAUUCCGGGUCAGACACGUCUGUUCCACCUGCCCGCUGGAGCUGACAUCUUCUACCUAGACCAAACGCCCUCGCCAGCAGGAACCCCACUACACUGACUCAGAGAUGAGUGAAAACUGUGGAACACAUACAGAACUGAAGCAUCUUCCUGCAAUGAGGCAGAUGCCAAACAAUGGGGCUUCAGUUCCAUUUGCCUGGUGUUUCACUGUAGUGAUCCUUGGUGUCUUGUGCUUCAUUCUCCUUUUGACAACUAGAGUCUUGGGAUACAUGGUUUUCCAGGUUCAUCAGGCUGCCCGAUCACAGGAGGCUUCUUUGAAAAAUGUAACAGAACAGCACAAUUCCACAUUGGAAAACGGGGCUUUCCCAGAUAAACCAUUCAUUCCAGGAACUGAAAGCAGUAAAUGUAAAACUAAGUGGUCACGUCAUGGAAAGAACUGUUAUUAUUUUUCACGUGAAGAGAAAAACUUUGAAGACAGCAAGAAAUUCUGCAAGAAAAUGGACUCUACACUUCUUAAGAUAGAUGAUGAAGAAGAACUGGUAAGAACUUCAUCCAAAACCAAAUAUCUCAUUUGUAUCAUUCCUCGUGGAUUGGAUUGUCCCGUAAAGGAAUGAGUAGACCCUGGAAAUGGGAAGAUAACUCAGAACCUCUACCCAAAAUUUUAGGUGAUUGGAAAGAAUCAGACCGUGGAAACUGUGCAAGUAUAAGAGGAAGAAAGGCAGCUGCUUCUGACUGCUCCAAAUUCAUGUACUACAUUUGUGAGAAGACAAUUGCUUGACUUGCUACCCAAUGAUAAAAACAACACCACCAACAAAACACAGAUACAAUAAUCUUUCCCUAAAAACCUGAGACCUGGGAAGUUCUACAGUCUUCCUCUCUUUUUUCACACUUUCUAAUUUUAUAUGGGCUGUACCUGUAGUCUGGCCUCUGAGCAAGUUGAGGCAAAAACAUUUGGUCCAUCAAGGUGAGGUUCAGCAGACCCACCAUUCUGCCCCUUUCCCAUCCAGACUGCCAGAUCACACCAUUUAGGAGCACAGGUGGAGUAGGGGAGUAGCAGCACUUCUGCUGGGGGCUGGGAAGCAGAGUUCUGUAUACUCUUCCUGCAACUCCCACAGACCUAGGAAGUAAUGCUGUAAAUGUCACUCACCACAAUGCACAUUCUUGCUGAGAAUUAAUGAAAUAGUAAUUAAAGUCAUUAAUCUUUAAGAAUUUUGUAUACAUUUCUGUUUGAUACCUUUCCUUUUUUUGAGACCUGCACCACACCUAAUAGCUAUGUGCUUGCUGUUAAGUCCAAAUCUCAGAGUCUUAGUUUCCUUUCCAGUAAGUGAACUUUCUGUUUUCCAAAGUCGCUAUACCAUUUUGCAUUUCCACCCACAGUGUAUGAAAGUUCCAUUUGCUUGUGUCCUUCCAAUACUUACUAUUGUCGGUUUACAAAGACAUUUUAAUAAGUGUGUAGUAUAAUGUAACUGUGAUUUUCAUUUGUGUUUGCCUAAUCAGUAAUGAUGUUAAGCAUCUUUUAUAUAUUUUUGUCAACCAUAUCUACUAUGGUAAAGUAGAUACUCAAAUGUUUUCCCCAUUUGUGUUGGGUUGUCUACUUUCGUGAGUUAUAGAGUUCUUUAUAUAUUCUUGAUACCAUUUUACCAUUACUUUACCAUUCAGAUUUUAUACAUAUUUUCUUCCAGUCUUUUAUCCUUGUCUUUCAUUGACUUGAUAAUGUCUUUAGAAAACUUUUUGUGUGUCCUCAGAAAUGUUUUAUGUCAUGAUUGCAUUUUAUGUAAUUUUG
This is a messenger RNA of Microcebus murinus (gray mouse lemur), 1890 nucleotides long. The record is from RefSeq and is a predicted model, not a curated record. NCBI's taxonomy places the organism in Eukaryota, Metazoa, Chordata, Mammalia, Primates, Cheirogaleidae.